Penicillium odoratum is the source of this 690-nucleotide messenger RNA. Its product is annotated as glutathione S-transferase family protein. NCBI's taxonomy places the organism in Eukaryota, Fungi, Ascomycota, Eurotiomycetes, Eurotiales, Aspergillaceae. The record is from RefSeq and is a predicted model, not a curated record. Gene Ontology annotation, cellular component: nucleus; cytoplasm. The coding region runs from base 1 to 690 and encodes 229 amino acids. Gene Ontology annotation, biological process: translational elongation. The transcript is spliced from 2 exons.
AUGGCUCCAUUCGGUAAAAUCUGGUCCUAUAUGCCCAGUCCUCGGGUUAGCAAGGUACAAAAUCAACUCAAGAUAGCCAACCUCAGCGGCCUAGAACUAGAAAUUUCCCAAGGCUUUGUCCUGCACAAAGACAACCAGACAGAAGAAUAUCUCUCGAAAUUCCCACUGGGAAAAGUUCCAGGCUUCGAAGGCGCAGAUGGAACCCGUCUCGUCGAAUCCGAUGCCAUCGCGCAGUACGUCGCUGAAAGUGGUCCUCUAGCCGAUCAGCUGCUCGGUGCGACACCUUUGGAGCGAGCAUCAAUCCGAUCAUGGAUCAGUUUCUCGGACCAUGCGUUCUUGCGCGUUAUUCGUGAACUGGUUAUGUGGAGAUUUGGGAAGUGGGAGUAUGAUGGGGAGAGGGAGACGACGCAGCUUGCGUUGUUGGAGCGUGGACUUGCUUAUAUGGAGGGUCAUUUGCCGGGCCGAACUUGGUUGGGGGAGAAUGGGAGGUUGAGUUUGGGUGAUAUUACUGUUGCGGCACCUUUGCAUGUGGGGUUUAUGGUAAUUAUCGAUGCGGAGAUGCGUGCUAAGUAUCCGCUUGUGACGUCUUGGUUUGAGCGGGUUAUGGCUGUGGAGGGGGUUGGGAAGGCUAUGGGGGAGAUCACGUUUAUUGAGAAGCGACAGGUAUAUGAAGCAAAGGCGGAUGCUUGA